CAUACAUCUUGAAUUUUUUACCAAAUUAACAAAGUAUAUAAGGCGUUUAGAAUCAACUAUUCAGCACCACACUGUCAUCGUAUCGAAGCUGAACAAAUCAGAAUCAAAAUGAAGAUUACAAUUUGUCUAGUGCUUGCCCUCUGUAGCGCAGUCAGUGCCCAUGGGUAUGGAGGAGGAAAUUAUUAUGGAGGAGGAAAUGGAGGUGGAAAUUAUGGAGUUGGAUGGGGCGUAGGGGGUGGAUGGGGAGAUGGAGGGGGAUGGGGCGUAGGAGGUGGAUGGGGAAACGGAGGUGGUAGAUACGUAGGAGCAGGACACGUAUAUGUUGUUAGAGGUGGAGGACCAUGGUAUGGCGGUUAUAGUGGUGGAUACGGAUACGGUGGAAACGGAGGUGGAUACGGAUAUGGUGGAUACGGAAACGGAGGUGGAUACGGAUAUAGUGGAUACGGAAACGGAGGUGGAUACGGAUAUAGUGGAUACGGAAACGGAGGUGGAUACGGAUAUGGUGGAAACGGAGGUGGAUACGGAUAUGGUGGUUCAAAGAAAGGAUAUUAGAAGUAGAUUCCUUACCGUAACGGACAACGGAUGAUGUUCUCUUUGUAACAUUUGUUAUAUUAAAAAUAUAUUCGUAGCAUUCAA
Molecule: messenger RNA, 636 nt
Organism: Mytilus trossulus (common blue mussel)
Lineage: Eukaryota; Metazoa; Mollusca; Bivalvia; Mytilida; Mytilidae
Exons: 3
Coding region: 109-552 (147 amino acids)
Source: RefSeq, a predicted model, not a curated record